Molecule: messenger RNA, 864 nt
Organism: Fopius arisanus
Lineage: Eukaryota; Metazoa; Arthropoda; Insecta; Hymenoptera; Braconidae
Product: transmembrane protein 208
Exons: 5
Coding region: 187-702 (171 amino acids)
Biological process (GO): vacuolar protein processing
Cellular component (GO): intracellular membrane-bounded organelle
Source: RefSeq, a predicted model, not a curated record
AGUGUCGUGGUAGCCGUCGCGUAUUCGUGUAAAUAUUAUCGUAUCUCGUCCAUCUCCACGUGGAUGAAAAAAAAAAAAAACACAUAUAAAUUAACACUAUGAGUGAUUUGACAUUAUAAAAGAAUCAUCAUUAUUAGUGUUAGUUGUUAGCCGUUGGCUAUCUUCUCGGAAACCACCUGCACGAAAAUGGCUCCUCCGACAAAGAGCACAAAAGUAGCGACCAGAGGAGCCAAACAAAUCCUCGAAGAAAAUGUUUCCACAUUGAAUUUUUAUAGAAAUAUGGUAUUCAUUGCUUCCGGAGUAUACCUCGUUAUUAUGAUCGUCUUUUUCGAAUUUACACCUUUAACAAUAUCAUUAACACUCCUCAGUGCUGUAACAUAUGUAACUAGUUAUCAAUUUAUGAUGUACAUGGCACGUGCAAAAUAUAGUGAAUCCGGUCAAUUAAUUGAUUCCGGAGUUGAUCUCAACAUGGAAGGUGGAAUUGCUGAGCACAUUAAAGACCUUAUAAUUCUCACAUCGGGAUGUCAAGUAUUGUCUUUAACAUCGAAUUAUUUUUGGUGUUUGUGGACAUUAACUGCCUGUUUUCUAUUUAGGCGCCAAUCCGGGGUUUCUACAUGUUGUGGACAAAACUCCUCGCACCCUGGUUUUUCUCCUCUCCUGAACCUCAGCCGGAUAUGGACGAGAAAAAACAACGAAAAUUAGAACGAAAAAUGGCGAGACGCCAAUGAUAAAGUUUGCAUUAAUUCUCGUAUUCCCGAAUGUUGAAUGAAACAAAAAGCUACUCAAUAAGCCAGACAAUUAAAUUUUUUGUCUGAAACAUGGAAAUGAUUAAUUAAUUAAAUAUAACUGAUUGUAUAAUGAUUA